Messenger RNA from Passer domesticus (house sparrow), 6483 nucleotides. It is a transcript of the gene IL15, whose product is annotated as interleukin 15. Gene Ontology annotation, cellular component: extracellular region. NCBI's taxonomy places the organism in Eukaryota, Metazoa, Chordata, Aves, Passeriformes, Passeridae. The coding region runs from base 1750 to 2295 and encodes 181 amino acids. Gene Ontology annotation, molecular function: cytokine activity; cytokine receptor binding. The record is from RefSeq and is a predicted model, not a curated record. The transcript has 11 exons. Gene Ontology annotation, biological process: positive regulation of cytokine production; immune response; positive regulation of immune response.
CAUUCACAGCCUACACUGAGGCAAAGUACCAGGAGCACAAGUAGCUGCCUUUCUGGGGGCACAGAUAAGGUAUUGUGUGAGAGAGUCAAGAGUCCCUGACAAGAACAAAAUUAAUGGAUCCUGGAUCCAAAUGUUGGCCCACAGGACACCAGGGUGCUAAGAAAUGGCAGUGAGCUGUCCCACACAAUGCAUUUUUUAUGUAGCUGCCUGUAACUACUCUCUGGAAACAUUCAGUCCCAGGUCCUGUUUCUCUCACUUGUAUGACAGCUGUUGAAGAUACAGAAGUCUUGUUUAUGUUCAUAAAUAGAUUUUUGUAAUCUUUCUGUAAUAGAAUAUGCCAGCACAGUGAACUAACUGGUAUUGUUUUAUAAGUAGUGUUCCUGAAAAAAAUAUUAUUUCUCUGAGAAACAAGAAGGAAAUACCCAGCUCCAGAAACUCAUCUCUUCUUCAGUAAGCAGUCAGUAAUUUCUAAAACCCUGUCAUUUAGCUGCAGAAUAUUUUUAGCACCUCUCAGUGUGACAUACACAGAAUAACAACUAGCACCCAGAACAGCACAGCCAAGGAUAUCAAAGAGACUGCACAGAGAUCAAGAGCUGUUUUCACUGUUGCCUCUUGAAUGCAUGAACCUUACAUAGGAUAGCUCCUAGAAACCUGACAGUACUCCUGGGGAGCUGCUAAGCUUCAUCUUCAAGACUUUCAAGUUUAUCUCAAGGAACAAAAGGUUUUUUAUGAUGAGGUAUCAAGGCAGGACUUUAGGUGUACAGCUGCCAUUCCCAGUGAUUAUUACAGACCCUAAGCCUCCACUUUUCUUUACAGCUAAAAAUCCACAACUCUGGAUUUCAAUGCAAUUUGCAGAUUAUUCUUUUCAGCUCCAUUCUAAGGAUACUCUCCUGCUGGCCUGUGCCACCUCCUUCCCCUUUUGUUCCACAGCAAGCCAGAUGAAGAAGCCUUUUGGAGAAGCUCUUCUCUGUCCUCAUAAUCUUCUUCCAUGGCUUCUUGGUGCUGUCCUGAAAGGCUGCUGCAUUUUCACUCCUAAGGCAGCCACGCCAGUAAAAAACACUGUCCUCGUUGGAAAGAGGAGGAGUCACAGCACAAAGCUACAGUGCCUGCUUCCAAGGCAGGCAGCUCUGCCCAGCCCUGGUCGGAAGGUUACACUUAAGCUACAAAGUGCAGCUAAAAGGGCACAAACCAUAAGCCUUCUUCCCUUUAGGGAAUGCUAAACUGGAAUAUCCAGGGAGGUCCAUGCUUCAGAUAGCAAUCAGCAGCUGCCUUUCGUGUUCGGCACUCACUUGCCUGCCUUCUAAAUUGUAGGCUUAUGUAUUUCCCUGCAGCUCUUCCUGUGCUGUUUUGUUUAGGGUUUUUUUCCCCCAGGUUUGAAAGUUGCUAGGAAAUGGCAGCAGGAAAUCCCUGCGGUCUGCCCUUUGUGGUGAGAAUAACUUUUACCUUAUUAGAUACAAAUUUAUUUAUGUAACAACUGAAAGUAAAACAGAAUGGAGGAGGGGGUGGAGCGUUUGCGCUGUCACUUGUGCAAACUUUAUCCUAACUUCUGUGUCGUGUCGACUUGCUGCUCAGCACUCCAGGAUUUAGAAAGUUCCUGCACACUGGAAGCUCCUGUGCUCUUGCUGGUCCAGUGCUGUUCCCAAGAUGAGUCCUGUGAUCCUGUGCUCAGAAUGAGCCUGAAGGUCCCAAAAUGUAGUUUCCUGAUCCAGAUGCUGUUCUUCUCUUCUGAGUAAUGGUCCAGCAGGCAGGAUGCAGGGGAAGGCACGGCAAACACAAAACUCUGCUGGAGCAUUGAGCAGGCUGCAGGGUCAGAAAACAUACCUGAAAAGUAUUUGUCUGAGGUAUCUGCUUCUGAACAGCCAUUGCUUUUGCCUUUUAAAGAAUGGGAUGGGACUAAUCAUCUUCUUCCUAUGUGCUUAUGUACCAAAGACAGAAGCCAGUCACUGCAAGUGGGCAGAAGUUCUGGAAGAUUUGGAAAGGAUCAAGACAUCCAAAGAUAUUGAUGUCAGUUUAUACACUGCAAAUGCAGAUGAGGAUGAAGAAUGCCAAGAACUUGUAAUGAGGUGUUUUUUCUUAGAGACACAGGUGAUAAUUCAAGAAUGUCGUAUCAAAAAUUGUAGCAAAACACAGGAUGUGUGGAACAUAUGGAAAAAUGGAAAUGAAAGCUUGGAAAAAAAUAAGUUGACUUCCACAAAAUCAGAAAAAUGCAAAGAAUGUGAAGAAUACGAAGAAAAAAAUUUUACAGAAUUUGUACAAAAUUUUGAAAAGGUUAUACAAAGGGAUUGCAAACACUGACCAAAAGACAUAAGCUGGGAAACAAGAUUCUUACAUGAACUCUCUCAGAUAAAUUAGAUAAAUAAAACAGAAAAAAAAUUACAAUCCUCUUGGCUAUCUCUUAAUAUAUCUGUUUCCAUUGUGGUUUUCAGGCACCUCCAUUUCUCUGUCUUCAGCUGAUAAAUGGCUGAGUCAUUCAGCUCUCCACUUACUGGGAAGGAAGUUUCAAUCUCAUUAUGGCUACAAACACACUGCCUGCUUCUCUUUUAUUGUUGGGAUGCUCCCAACAGUCAGUCUUUAGCACUCUGAGGAGAUGAAUCUCCAGUAAACUGCAAGAGGAAGAACAUAAAUGUGAGCAUGUGGGAUGUCAUCUUCCAGGGGACUCGUAAACAAACAGCUUCCCUAAUAAAGGAAGGGCAAAGAGGAACUCCUGAAAAUGUGAGUUGAAGACAAGACAGCACCAGAAGCAGAACCCAAAGAUCUGUGGAUCUCAGAGAAUUAAGCUUUCUGACCUUUUCCUGGCAGAGCUGAGGCAGAUGUGUUGGUGGGACAAUAUCGGCUUUGGAUUUGGGCUGUUUAUAUGGGCUGCCAUUCCCUUCCUCAUCUUCACACAAGCAGCAGCAGACGGGGUAGGGAUGAACUGUUCAGACCAUGGCAAUCAAUCUCUGUCACCUCAGGCACAAGCUAAAUGUGCAGUUUGCAGCACCUACAGGCUCAUGUUGAAGAAAAGUAUGACAUGGCCUGGCUUGGGCAAGCUGUGUGUAUAUACAAGAUGCUGUUUGCAUCCUGCAAUCCUGUUAUCUGUCCUCAUUUCAAUUUGGCAGCAGCUGACUACUGAAGCAGUAGUGCUUGGAAAUUUUAGAGCAGCUGUAUCACAUUUCAGGCCUUGAAGGCAAGUGUAUAUACAAGUGUUGUUAUUUUUAGAAUGCAUUAUCUUAGAGAGUUCACCUAGGACACAUAUUGACAGAUGUCAUACUCGUCAGGAUUGCAUAGAAUUCCAGGUGAAUCCAACCUGUCCCUCAGUUUCUGCUCUAUCAGUCUUCCCAUCUAAGGAAUCAGCUGAUCCACCCCAAACACAGGAAGAUGUGUAGGUAAAACAUGUUGGCUCCUAAUUCUCUCAGACCUUGUUUCCCACCUGCUCAGAUUUUGAGUCCAGCCCUCCUGUCUCUGGCACUUACAGCUCUGCUUCAUAAUCUGCCAUUCCCCAGUCUGUCCAGGCAGAGUUUCAGGACAGGCAGAGAAAAAUCUCAUCAAAUCUGAAGCAGGAGUUAAUCAGGCAUUAGCUUGAGAGGCCCUGGAAAUUCUCAAUAUUCAUCACUGAACAUAACACUUCUCUGAAGGGGAAAAAAGACAGUGAGAAAUAAGAUAUUAUUUAAAAAAUUUAAAAGUUUUGGGGGGGAUAAAAGGGACAAAAUUAGCAGUAAUGACUCUACAGCACUUUGAAUAUUUAAAAUGCAAUAUACUUCAUGCAUUUAUGAGGUUGAUUACAAAAAUCACAAGAACAAGUAAUGGGAAUGUUGUGGGGAGACUAAUCCUGAAACUUGGGAGUCAAAUUCCAAAUGCUUACAAAUGUCUGAGCCUUGAUUUCCACUGUCUGCUAUGAAUUGACCCAGCCCAGUACCAACAGGACUACUUGAACAAAGAAAUAUUCUCCUAUUUAAUAGUGAUUACAUAUCAUGUGCUGUAGUUCUUGCUGCUCUUACUUCUAUAAUUAUGGAGACAUAUUCACGAAUAUUAAGAUUCACAAUUUGUGGUGAUGAUCUAUUUUGAGCUAAUAGGCUAAAUUCAAACAUAGCUGUGUCCAGGUUUCCACAAUAGCCUUCUAAACUUCAAUAUUAGUAGAACUUGCUGUUCAUUACCUGCAAAUGCCCACAACUCGUUUAACCCACUUAAGUGAUACAGAUGUUAGACAUUUCUCUCCUCUGUUCAAAGACUGUACUACCUGCCAUGGAGCCACAUAAAUUAUAAAUCGUAGUUGAUCUCUCAAUGGUCUUAAAUUCUACUUGUAUCAGGAGACUCUCUUUCAGAAUAAAGAAUAGUGCUUCUUGCUGCUGUCAGUUCUGAUAUUAUAGCUAAGAGUCUUGGUGGUGCUAUUUUUUGAAUUGUGACAGGCCUGAAUAUGAGAAGGAAAUUCAAUGGAAUCAUAAUGAUAUUACUUAUUUUGUAUUGAGACAGCACUCAGAAGGCAAGAAAAAGUAGAGGCAUUGCACAAAGACAACAAAGGCAGACAGUGACUGUCCUGAGGAGAUUACAGUCUCAGUAAGAUUUACAAAGAGUAGGGAGUAAAUGACAUCCAGUACUGUGAUUCUCUUUUUGGGUUUACUGAUAAAUGACUGCAUAUCCGACCUAAAUUAUUUUAUUUGACUAAAAAUAUUUCAAAUCACUAUCACAAAGGAAUGAAUUUUGAUAAUCCAACAAACCCUAAACUUCAAGCCUCAGUCAACAUCUCAUACUGAACCAUUACUCUAUCUUCUGGCUUACAUUCAAUGAUGAAUACCUGGGAGUUGUGCUUAAAACAACUUGUUUAAUACUGUUACCCACCUUGCAUACCUUCCAUGUUUAGCAGACUAAAAGAACAUGAAAAAGUUAAUAGCCCAUUUCAGGCAUGCCUGUCCUAAAGAGACAAAAUCAGGCCAAAAGGAACUCUGCUAGUCUUAACAAUGCACAUAUAUCUGUAAAAAGAACCUUUCCAUCCCUUUUCUGUUACCCCUAGUAUAAUAAACAGCACUGCUAGUCCAAUAAAGGCCAUGUUUUUUCCUAAGUGCAAAUAGAGAAAGGUCAGAUAUUUUUUUAUACACAAAAUUUCAUCAAUCUCCUGUGUAAAGGAAAAUGGCUAAUACUGCAGCCGCAGCCAGAUUCCAAUGCUGUUAAACUUCUUGAAGCUCACAAUUACCCCAAGGAAAUUUUUGUUUUUCCAGUUUCAUGAAUGUCUGUUUUCUUUAUGAACAAUAACCAAACAACAACAUGAGCAGAUGGGCCUGAGCAUGUGACUUUAUGGUCAGCAGCAACUUUGCCAAUGCCCUUCGUGAUCCCGGGAGGAAUAAAACCAAAGCAUACAUGAACUUCUGUGCUUUUCACUCUUCACCUCUUGUAUCUCCUUAAAUGCUGGACAAAUCAAAACCACUGAUUUCCCUUAAUGCCUAGGUCAGCAUCUGUUAUGAUUUAAUUAAAGGCUUGCUUUCUGAGGGGGUUUCUCUCUCUGAUAUCCUUCCACUCUGUCGUUUCUUGUCUCACUUCUUAAACUGAAUAAAGUAGUAAGCUUCAGACUUUUAAAAAUAAAAUUUUCUAUUAAUUUCAGCAUUAUUAAAUCAGAUUUCAUUUUCUACAUGUCUUGGUUUAUCUCAGAUGGUCCAACUCCUUACUGAGGUGUGAGGUUUCUCCCUUUGACUUACCUGCUUCUGAUACCUACACACAGCUUAGUCACAUUUAAGGGUAAUUAAAAAUAGUCCAGUCUCAUUCUGUGGCACUGAGCAGUUUGUGAAACGUGAAAACUUUCUAAUUGGCACUAUUUUAUCUCUCAACUCAAUUGCUGUCUUUAUUUUAAAAUAUUUUUAACCAUUUUACUGAUAUCAUCAUAUCAAAGCAUCAAAAUCAAAAGAGUGAUGAGGCUGUGAAUAAGCUGCACUGCUUUGCUUUUCAUGUACCCACAGCUGAAUUCUUUAGAAGGUCCCACUUUCACAGUCAGGCUUAGCCUCUGCCCUCAUUUAUGCCAUCAAACACAGCUGAGUCAAAUUCAACACAAAAUCUUUAUUUUAUCCCUUUUGAAAAAGCAACGUGUGAGAAAAAUCAGAGGACUGUUUGAGUUAUAACCUAAGAUUUCUCAUCAAGAGAAGCUGCAUCAGGAAGCUUUAUAGUCAAAGCAAAAAUUAAACUACCAAAAUAUCUCAUACACCUUUAUGGAAUGUUGUCACCUGAAUCAAACCCCUACCAUGAUUUUCAACAGAAUAAUACUUUAAAAGAAAAUAAAACAAAAUAUUUUAAACUGUAACAGAAAACCCACAACAUCUCUCUACUCCAUUGCCAAAUGUUUUAAUUAAGGUUUGUAGAACAAAUUUGAAAAGGACAGUUUUGUAAAAAAAGGAAUUGUUUUCUCUGGAAGUCCUAUGAAAUGAUCUUGAACCAGAUACCAAUUUCUAGGGUUUGUUGAUUCUUUUACUACGAGUGUUAGUUUUUCUCUGUCACUAAAUAAAACAAAUGGAUGAAAGACUA